Messenger RNA from Ixodes scapularis (black-legged tick), 891 nucleotides. RefSeq names its product sodium- and chloride-dependent glycine transporter 2-like. Gene Ontology annotation, molecular function: glycine transmembrane transporter activity. Gene Ontology annotation, cellular component: membrane. Bases 1 to 891 code for a protein of 296 amino acids. The transcript has 5 exons. The record is from RefSeq and is a predicted model, not a curated record. Gene Ontology annotation, biological process: sodium ion transmembrane transport. Lineage: Eukaryota; Metazoa; Arthropoda; Arachnida; Ixodida; Ixodidae.
AUGGUGCAGAGCGACAAACCAUCUGUGGCGAGUCCGUAUGGGAAGGCAGGAUCGGGGAAAGAAGAGUCGGCGCCGUUACUGGACCCUGGUCUCGGUGUUCAUCUGCGGGACAAGUGGCCCAACGAGUGCGAGUUCUUGGUCUCCUGCCUGGGCCUGUCCCUGGGGCUGGGAAGCCUGUGGCGGAUGCCGUACCUCGUGCAAGAGAACGGCGGAGCUGCCUUUGUCGUAUCCUACGUGAUUAUGACGGCGACCGUCGGGAAGCCGGUCUACUUUAUGGAAAUCGCCAUGGGACAGUUCUCGAGCUUGGGAUCGACCGGAAUAUGGAAUUGCCUCCCCGUCGGUAAAGGUAUCGGAGUCUGCAUGUGCUACGCCAGCAGUCUACUAAGUUUAUACUUCGUGGCCUUCAUGUCCUACAUGAUGAUCUACAUUUGGACCAGUGUAGAAUGGAAAGUGCCGUGGGCCAAGUGCAGCGAGUCGUGGGGCGCGGAUGCGCACUGCUACACUCGCAAGAGGAACUUGUUAUUGUGCAAGUAUGUGCCCAAGGAACUGUCGAAGCUCUACAAGAACACCAAUCUCUCAUCCGGCAAGCAUGUUUACUACGAAGACAAGCUGAUCGUAGUACCGGUGCAUGUCUACGACAACUUGACCAACAUGUGCACUCCAGCAGAUCACACGGCCGCCGAAGGGUUCUUUUUCCAGCGAGUUUUAGCACUUAGCAAAGGCGUCGGGGAGAGCGGUAACUUCAGAGUCGACAUCGCAAUCUGUCUUGGCAUCUGCUGGAUCGUCCUGUAUCUGCUAGCCGCAAAGAGCAUCCAACUCUCGGGCAAGGUCAAUACAUUCUAUUUCUCAGAUUUAUUUUACCUGCAUCCCCAAGACAUCGUAACGCGUUAA